Molecule: messenger RNA, 2346 nt
Organism: Dacryopinax primogenitus
Lineage: Eukaryota; Fungi; Basidiomycota; Dacrymycetes; Dacrymycetales; Dacrymycetaceae
Product: MFS general substrate transporter
Exons: 10
Coding region: 614-2269 (551 amino acids)
Biological process (GO): transmembrane transport
Cellular component (GO): membrane
Molecular function (GO): transmembrane transporter activity
Source: RefSeq, a predicted model, not a curated record
GACAGGUGGCAGGACGGCUUGGCGGCCCGGCAUCGUCGCGUAUCCUUAUCCAUUUCAUUCCUUCUUCUUCGUCUCUAAUGACGCGCGGUCGGAUCUCUUACCUUCUUGUAUCAGACGAUGCUGUCCACGUUUUGUACCUCUACGCGGCCGAGCAGAAGGUAGAGAUAUCACCCGUCAGUACAGAACGUGCCGUCACCUGUCCCGCGUCCUUCCCCAUGCGGGGUUACGGGAAGCUCAGAAGUGCAGAAGUACGCGCUUCGUCGAUCUGCCUGAUCCCCGCUCUAACUAGUACUGCCGUGUUUUCCCUCCCACGGGGUUGGAGCAAAUGGCCCUAUCUCGAUCAAGGGAGCUUUCUGGGCGGUUGCCCCGGUGGUAAUAGAAACUGUCAUCAGUGCCUGGGGCCUAACCCGAAAGGACCUGGUGGAGGAGCUGAUGAGAAGAAAAUGAGGGCGCGGGCUAUUUUCGCCGCUCCUUCGUUAGGUACAAAACCCGACGCAUGAAGGUCUUUUGUUGUCCUGCGUCUCUGAAGGUUGAAUCAUUCCCGCGCUUAUGAUCUUCCUUACUCUUUUACCCCCACUCAAAUCGGACAUUCUCUGAACACAAGCCAGCAAAGAUGUCCUCCGUCGAAGACUCUAAAGAGCAGAAGGAGAUGAUCGAGAACUGGUCGACCUCACCCACAGCAGAGGCAAGGGUCGAGCAUGUCAACGAGAAGGGCGAAGUCGCGCAUAUCGAUGCGGCACUUGCGAGACGUGUGCAUGACCCAGAGGUGCGGAAGAAGAUCGAAAAGAAGUUGCUAUGGAAGCUCGAUUCCAGGUUGAUGCCAACGGUCAUUGUCAUCUUCAUUUUGAACUACAUCGACCGGAACAACGUAUCCACCGCUCGCCUCAGUGGAUUGCAGCAGGACCUUGGACUUAGCGGUGAGGUCUUUCUUCGUAUUGCGCGUGGCGCUGUUGACUCAUCCCAACCGCAGAUGUGCAAUAUGAAAGCUGCAUUGCCAUUCUCUAUUCCAGCUGCAGAUAUCACUUUCCAGACACCGUCCAAUCUGCUGUUAAACUAUGUCUCCAAGCCGUCUUUGUACAUCCCUAUCAUGGUCAUCCUCUGGGGUCUCGUGUCACUUCUCACCGGCGUUACCAACAACUUUACCGGCAUUGCUCUAUGCCGUGUUGCUAUCGGAAUCCCUGAAGCAGCAUUUUACCCCGGAACGAUCUAUCUUUUGUCACGGUGGUAUACCAAAAAGGAACUCGCAUUCCGCUCCGCUUGGCUGUAUGGCGGGCUGAUCAUCUCGAAUGCUUUCGGGGCGCUGAUGGCGGCUGGAAUUCUAAGCAACUUGGAAGGGAAGCUGGGGGUCAGAGGCUGGCGAUGGCUCUUCUACGUCGAGGGCGCAAUUACCAUGGCUGUGGGCCUCAUUGCUAUGCUUACUCUGCCAGACUAUCCACGGAAUACCUGGUGGCUUACAACAGAAGAGAAGAUCGUGGCUCAACAACGGCUGUCCGAAGAUGCUGGCGAGGCCGAUCAGGACUCCCCGGGAGACACAGCCUGGAAGGGCUUCAAGAUGGCGAUCACAGAUCCUAAGGUCCUCAUUUUCAUGUUCAUGACAUUCGUUCAGUUGCUUGGCUUGUCGUUUGUGAACUUCUUCCCGACGCUUACACAAACAUUGGGUUUCUCCACAACCAUCACUCUGCUGCUUUGUGCACCUCCUUGGGCGUACGCAUUCGUUAUCUGCAUCACGAAUGCGCGUCAUUCCGAUUGGGCGGGCGAGCGUUUCUGGCAUUUAACCUGGCCUUGGAUGGGCGUGAUUGUCGGAUACAUAAUUGCCAUGUCGACACAAGCACUUCCGGCGCGCUACAUUGCACUAUUCCUCAUGGCUGCUGGGUAUGCCGGUUUCGCUCUCACUCUCGUCUGGGUAUCGAACUCGUUCCCUCGUCCUCCUGUCAAGCGUGCUGCGGCGAUUGGGUUGGUGAAUGGUUUUGGAAAUCUUGGCAAUCUGGUGGGAAGCUACGUGUGGGAUGCUAGGUUUGGACCGAUCUACCGGCAGAGCAUGGGUGUUGGUCUUGUUGGUCUCGUUCUCGCCAUUGGCUGCGCUUGGAUUAUCCGCAUGCUUCUCCAGCGCAUGAACAAGAACAUCGAACGUCUAGAGCAAGCUAUGGAUGCUGCCGGCGCGGAUACCGAGAAUCUAGACAUGGAUCGUCUGCGUGCGACAGCCGAGAUUGAAGGUAUUGCGCUCGAUGAAGCUGCGGCUAUGAAGAAGGGGUUCCGCUAUCUGCUUUGAGGUGAUAGCACUCUUGUGUAUAGUAGAAUCUUAAACCCCACUUGCAAAUUUGGGAAAAAUCAAUGAUUGUGUUGUCG